This is a messenger RNA of Rhopalosiphum padi (bird cherry-oat aphid), 609 nucleotides long. RefSeq lists its product as uncharacterized. The record is from RefSeq and is a predicted model, not a curated record. NCBI's taxonomy places the organism in Eukaryota, Metazoa, Arthropoda, Insecta, Hemiptera, Aphididae. Bases 1 to 459 code for a protein of 152 amino acids. The transcript is spliced from 6 exons.
AUGGUUGUACUGCAAGUAAAGAAAAAGCUUCGGCGAAUUGAGCCGACGAGCCACGAGUGGGUCGUCGCCAGGCUACAGUCGGUCUCACUACCGUACUACGCCAUUAGAUGUUUCACAUCAAAAUGUAACAUUGUUGAUAUAAUAUUUUCAUGUCAUAAAUUUCUAAUAGCUGAAUUGAAGAGCGUUGAGCUUUCGGAAUAUGAAUCUGACGUUUUAAGCUAUUUGAAAGAAAAAGUUCCUGCAGAUAAAGAUCUAAGUGAAAAUAUAAAAGAAUUCGUAAAAGAACACAUGAAGUAUGUAUUAUUUGAUUCUGUACAAGCUUACCAUACAACUCUAAUACAACAAUUAAAUAAUAUCGAAAAAGAUUUUAAAAAGGAAUUCUGGACUACAAGAAAAUGGUGUAUGAUUAAAUUUAAUAUUACCGAUAAGGAUUUAAGCAGCAUGAAGAUAAUAGAAUAAAUAUUAGUUUUAUUGUAAUGUUAUUUAUAAUUUUUGUUAUAUUUUAAAUACAUAUCUAUAUAAUAUAAAUAAAACAGGGUACCUAUAUAUAACUCCCUUCUGAUAAAUAUAAAUUAUUAAGUUUAUUAUACAUGUAACUAAAUCGUUGCU